Molecule: messenger RNA, 1776 nt
Organism: Plectropomus leopardus (leopard coralgrouper)
Lineage: Eukaryota; Metazoa; Chordata; Actinopteri; Perciformes; Serranidae
Source: RefSeq, a predicted model, not a curated record
AGAGCCACAAUGUUGACGAGGCUUUUCAGUGACCCCUCGCUGCUUCCCGACGUGCAGAAAUACUCGGGCUGGCCGGAGGACAGCGAGGACGAGGACCCCAAGAUCAAAGAUGAGGAUCAGGACACCCAGGACGGCAUGGAGGGAUCCGAGCUGAGAGGAGGCAGCCGGACGCACUCCGAGCACGCUGGGGAAGACGAGGACGAGGACGAGGUGGAAGAAGAGGACGACGGAGAGGACACAGAGGGGGACAGGCCCAAGAAAAGAGGCCCCAAGAAGCGCAAAAUGACCCCGGCCCGCAUCGAGCGCUCCAGGAUGCGACGGGUAAAGGCCAACGCGCGGGAGCGGACCCGAAUGCACGAUCUGAACUCUGCGCUCGACAAUCUGCGUAAAGUGGUUCCCUGCUACUCCAAAACGCAAAAACUUUCCAAAAUCGAGACGCUGCGGUUGGCCAAGAACUAUAUCUGGGCCCUGUCAGAGAUAUUGCGCUCUGGAAAAAGGCCCGACCUUGUGUCCUACGUCCAGACGCUGUGCAAGGGGCUCUCCCAGCCCACGACCAACCUGGUGGCGGGAUGCCUGCAGCUAAACUCCCGUAACUUCCUAACCGAGCAGCAGUGUCAGGAUGGGGGGAGGUACGGCUCCGGCUCCUUCUCCAUGCAUUCCUACCCCUACCAGUGCGCGCGCCUCUCAAGCCCCCACUGCCAGCCGGGCUCGAACUCGCAUCCGCUGAGGACGCACGGCUACUGCUCGGCUUACGACUCUCUGUAUGGUGGGAGCGGGUCCCCGGAGUAUAACAGCCCCGAAUAUGAGGGGCCCCUGAGCCCGCCCCUGUGCGUCAAUGGCAACUUUUCCCUGAAGCACCAAGGCUCUGCGUCCCCCGACAACGAGAAGGGGUACCACUACUCUAUGCAUUACUCCGGCCUGCCUGGCUCCAGACCCACGGGGCCACACAACCUGGUGUUUGGCUCCUCGGGGGCCCGGAGCGGCAUUCACUCGGAAAACGUCCUGCCUUACCACGACAUGCACUUACACCACGAACGGGCCCCCGUGUAUGAUGAACUGAAUGCGUUUUUUCACAAUUAAAAAUGAGAAGCCCAUCGCGCGACUCCUCUUUGCAAUCAACAAUCUAUCCACGGCACACUUUUUAAAAAGCUUACCUGCCAGGAUGUUCUGGAGAGAUGUUUCACUCGUUGUCAUUCAGUGUUUUUCUUUCAGUUAUUCCGUCUUUUCUUUUUCUUUUGCUAUAGUCAGAGAUGUAGUGGAGGGUAAUGGCCUACAAUGAUUCUGUGCAGCAGAAUGUAUCCAAUAAAACCCUAAAAGGAAAAAUGAUAAACAAAUAUCAACAUCUAUGAUGACGAGGGAAUAUCAAAAAUAUAAAUGUUUCUUAAAAACGUGAUUUGUGUUUGUAUCGGUGGUUGUUUUGAUGAUUUAAAGUUACCCACUUAUUUAUUUACCACUACAUCACUGGCUACGGCUACAUCUUGACAUUGGUGGCAAUUUUCUAAUAUUUGGAAAUUAGAAAUAAAUCAAUGAACAAGCUAAUGCAAAUCACAUUUACUCGCCCAAACGUGCGAGAUUUGGGAGGUUGUGGUGUUUUGGGGAAAUAUUGAAAUCUGAAGAAAUUAACAGGGAAAAAGCUGUACUGAUUAGAAAAAGUGCAAGUUUGGUUGUUUCAGAAGAGUCUGUUCUCUAGCAAAUCAAUCGUUUCGCAUCUAUGCAAAACCCAACGAGACCACAGAGCGUGGCAACAAGGCCCAGGAAGACACUGCUGUAUGUCUC